AUGAACUCGACCACACGUCUGGACAGCUUCAGUGAAGCUUUCUCAAAACAAGCCAUCACCGUUGGUCUCGCCUUAAUUAUCAACUGCAUCAAUGGAGCUUUUGUCUACACCUACUUUCAGAGCCAGGUCUUCCAGAGAGACUCCAGAUACGUGCUCUACAUACAUUUGGUGAUCAACGACAUGAUUUUGUUGACAUUUUCUGUGGCGCUGCAAAUCAUGACCUACACCAUUCACCUGAGCUUUACUCCCUGCUGCCUCAUGCUGCUCGUCUUAGUCACCACUAACAAGAACAGCCCUCUGAACCUGGCUGGCAUGGCACUCGAGCGUUACAUUGCUGUUUGCCGACCUCUUCAUCACGUCCAGAUCUGUACUGUGCAGCGAGCCUACGCUCUCAUUGCACUGAUCUGGCUAGUCUCCUUCAUCCCGGGCCUCUCAGAUGUCAUCAUCCUCCUCGCCACUCAGCCCCUCUCUGUCUUUGCAAAGAGUGUCCUCUGUCACUAUUCCUCCGUGUACAACACACCGUACCACAGAGCACAAAGUGCAGCUGUCCAGGUCCUUUUGUUUACCUUCGUCUUCCUGACUGUGAUCAUCACCUACCUGAAGGUCCUCUGCACGGCCCGGACAGUUUCUGGUUCUAAUCAGGCCUCGGCCAGAAACGCCCGCAACACUAUCCUGCUGCACGGAGUCCAGCUCUUCCUCUGCAUGCUGUCAUUCAUCUCUCCCUUCAUCACUGUCACUUUAAUCACAGCCUGGCCCCUUGAACGCACCAAGAUCCUUUUCUCUGGCUUCCUGUUGACCAAUGUGCUUCCACGUCUGCUCAGUUCGCUCAUCUACGGCGUCAGAGACAAGAAGUUCAGCAGCCAAGUCAGGCAGCACUUCUUCUGUAAAGGCUGCAGCUCUGUAGAAAACACCUAA
Messenger RNA from Micropterus dolomieu (smallmouth bass), 915 nucleotides. RefSeq names its product odorant receptor 131-2-like. The record is from RefSeq and is a predicted model, not a curated record. The transcript has 4 exons. Gene Ontology annotation, biological process: G protein-coupled receptor signaling pathway. Gene Ontology annotation, molecular function: G protein-coupled receptor activity. Gene Ontology annotation, cellular component: membrane. The coding region runs from base 1 to 915 and encodes 304 amino acids. Lineage: Eukaryota; Metazoa; Chordata; Actinopteri; Centrarchiformes; Centrarchidae.